AUCGAGCCUCCGCGCUCUCCAAGUAGAGGGUAAUUCGGGUGUUUGCAUGUAGACUUCACUUUUUAGACAUUUGCUUGAUCAAAUUCAGCGACAAGAUGCUUGGCUCAAUUCUCAAGACUGUGCUAUCGGCUGCGGCUGUCGUAUCAGCGUGCACCCCUCCGACGGAACCUCUCUCGAACAACAUCACCGAGGGUUUCGGAAUCCAGGUUCAGAACGCUUCAGUGCCCAUCAUUCACAAUCGCUACAUCAACUUGUGGUCAGCAGGCGGUGGUGACCAGCAUCUCUAUUUGAGCCCAGCUGGAGACUCUGCUUUCAACUUGACCCUAGUCAACGGCGUGCUGUCGAGGGGCAUCAUCCAUGCCGUCAUUAACGGAGAAUACACCGCAGACGACAACACGACCAAGAUGUUCAUGACGGAACGCGGAGAUCCCAAGGCCUUCUUCCAGCCGGUGUAUGGAUGCAACCCAGACACGGAUGCUGUCCAGGUCGAGUUGGACUUUGUUUCCAGAGCCGCUGUGCCAGGUGGUUUUAUCUGCUUCAGAAGUGCUUCCGGUGAAAGGCACGAGGCCAGAUACUCUCCUCCCGGUAACACUGUCAUCAGAGCAGACCGUCCUUGCUACGAGGUUACCUUGGCUGUGGUUCCUGCCCCGACAGCUUGA
Molecule: messenger RNA, 659 nt
Organism: Colletotrichum scovillei
Lineage: Eukaryota; Fungi; Ascomycota; Sordariomycetes; Glomerellales; Glomerellaceae
Exons: 3
Coding region: 96-659 (187 amino acids)
Source: RefSeq, a predicted model, not a curated record